GAGAAGAAGCCGGAGGUGCCCAAGCUCUCCAAGAAGAAGCUGCGGCGCAUGAACCGCUUCACCGUGGCCGAGCUGAAGCAGCUGGUGGCCCGCCCAGACGUGGUGGAGAUGCACGAUGUGACGGCGCAGGACCCCAAGCUCCUGGUGCACCUCAAGGCCACCCGAAAUUCGGUGCCGGUGCCGCGGCAUUGGUGUUUCAAACGCAAAUACCUGCAGGGCAAGAGGGGCAUCGAGAAGCCCCCCUUCGAGCUGCCCGACUUCAUCAAGCGCACCGGCAUCCAGGAGAUGCGUGAAGCCCUGCAGGAGAAGGUGGCACCACCUUGGG
Molecule: messenger RNA, 325 nt
Organism: Egretta garzetta (little egret)
Lineage: Eukaryota; Metazoa; Chordata; Aves; Pelecaniformes; Ardeidae
Gene: SF3B2
Product: splicing factor 3b subunit 2
Exons: 2
Biological process (GO): mRNA splicing, via spliceosome
Cellular component (GO): U12-type spliceosomal complex; catalytic step 2 spliceosome; U2 snRNP
Source: RefSeq, a predicted model, not a curated record